GUACAGCUAGAUAGUUUUGCUAUUCCAACCUCCAACUAUAGUCAAACUGUUAGGCAUUGUUGGUUUGUCGUUUCGUUUACUCAUGUGCAUACAACAAAUGCAAAUCCAUUCAAACCCUUGUCGGAAGGGGUGGUAAUGAAGGAAUAGGCGAGAAAAAUAAGUGUUUAGGUACAGUGAGAUAGUAUCGCUAUUCCAGCCUCCAUCAAUAGUCAAAGUGUUAAGCAUUGUUAGUUUGUCGUUUCGUUUACUCAUGUGCGUACAACAAAUGCGAAACUGUUCAAACCUACCUUUUGUGUGUCCAGUAAUACUAAUAGAGUGGGGCCAGCUGAUGAGUCCUCCCACUAUAAACAUAAGGGAUGAAAACCAUCUCUGUGGGAUAACCCCUGGAGAUUGUUUCUGGCUUUUUCUUGUUUUGCAGGUAUACAGCACAUUCUCUUCUUUGUCCUAUAGUUCUGACUACACAAUUGUGUUUGUAUACCUUCCAUGCCAUUGUGUCUGUCAUGCAGUGCAUUACAACUCUUCUGGUUUGCUCUGUUAUCUAUGUAUGUGGAGUCUGACUGUGUUGGGGUUGUUAGCAGCAGCAACUAUAUUCAACAUAUUAGGCAUGGUUGGUUUGUCAUUAAUUUUCAUUUACUCACAUCCAUACAACAAAUGCAAAUCCAUUCAAACCCUUGUCGGAAGGGGUGGUAAAGAAGGAAAAGGCAAGAAAAAUAAGUGUUUAGGUACAGCUAGAUAGUAUCGCUAUUCCAACCUCCAACAAUAGUCAAAGUGUUAGGCAUUGUUGGUUUGUCGUUUCGUUUACUCAUGUGCGUACAACAAAUGCGAAACUGUUCAAACCCUUGUUGGUAAAUUGCUAGAAAAAUAAGUGUUUAGGUACAGCUAGAUAGUACUGCUAUUCCAACCUCCAACUAUAGUCAAACUGUUAGGCAUUGUUGGUUUGUCGUUUCGUUUACUCAUGUGCGUACAACAAAUGCAAAACUGUUCAAACCCUUGUCGUAAAGGGUGGUAAAGAAGGAAAUUGCAAGAAAAAUAAGUGUUUAGGUACAGCUAGAUAGUAUCGCUAUUCCAAC
Geodia barretti is the source of this 1070-nucleotide messenger RNA. Lineage: Eukaryota; Metazoa; Porifera; Demospongiae; Tetractinellida; Geodiidae. The record is from the annotation of a GenBank genome assembly.